AUGGCAGACGAGGACCUUAUUUUUCGUAUGGAAGGAAUUGAUAAUGCCAGAACAACUGCAGCAGACUCCAGGAGUUACCUUGAUGCUGAUAGUGAUGAUGAAGAAAAUUAUUUUAUCUGUCCCAUAACUGAUGAUCCAGUUUCUAACAAGUCUGCCAAUACCAAAGUAGACAAUUAUUACAGCAGUUUAGCAAAAACUGAGCAGUACAGUUCAAGCUCUUCUCCCAGAAGCUUUAGCUUUAAGGAAACCUGGAAACAUGCUAUUGAGAAAGCCAAGCACAUGCCUGAUCCCUGGGCAGAAUUUCAUCUGGAGGACGUUGAGACAGAACAUGCCACUCGUUACAGGUACAAUGCAGUUACUGGGCACUGGGUUGAAGAUGAAGUGCUUAUCAAGAUGGCUUCUCAACCUUUCGGCCGUGGAGCAAUGCGAGAGUGUUUCAGAACAAAAAAGCUGUCCAACUUCUUACACACUCAGAACUGGAAAGGUGCCUAUAAUUAUGUUGCCAAGCAAUACAUAGAGAGUGUAAGCAGGGAUGUUUAUUUUGAGGAUGUUCGACUGCAGAUGGAAGCAAAACUCUGGGGAGAAGAGUACAACCGGCACAAGCCACCAAAACAGGUGGAUAUAGUGCAGACCUGUAUUAUUGAAAUGAAGAACAGGCCUGGAAAGCCCCUCUUUCAUCUGGAACAUUACAUCGAGGGCAAAUACAUCAAAUACAACUCAAAUUCUGGAUUUGUGCGAGACGACAACAUUCGUCUAACUCCACAAGCCUUCAGUCACUUCACCUUUGAGCGCUCAGGACACCAGCUCAUUGUUGUUGAUAUCCAGGGAGUUGGAGAUCUUUACACAGACCCUCAGAUCCAUACAGAGAGUGGUACAGAUUUUGGAGAUGGCAACCUAGGUGUUCGAGGUAUGGCCUUGUUCUUUCAUUCUCAUUUCUGCAACAACAUCUGCAAAAGCAUGGGACUGGCACCAUUUGAUCUUUCAUCCAAAGAAAAAGAUGCCUUGGAUUAUAAUAAAAAACUGCUUGAAUCUGCUCAAACAAUUCUCCGUGGCACAGAGGAGAAAUGCGGCAGCAGCCGGGUGAGGACGGUGUCCGGGAGCCGGCCCCCUCUGCUCUUCCGCCUCUCUGAAAACUCUGGGGAUGAAAGCAUGAGUGAUGUGGCAUUUGACUCCCUGCCCUGCUCUCCAUCCUCUGCAACCCCUCACAGCCACAAGGUGGACAUGCUUAAUUGGCCUGUGUUCAGUGAAGUAGAUAACUUGGAUCAGCUUGACAACAAAAGGGACUUUGAAAAUGGUGGAGACAGUGGAUAUCCCAGUGAAAAGAGAAGUGAGACAGAAGAUAUGGAUCAUAGAGAGAGGGGCCAUGCAAACAACAACCGGAGGCAGGAGUCUGAUGAAGACAGUUUGGGAAGCUCUGCAAGGAUCAGUGUGGAGAAAUGGAAUCUUUACAACUCUUCCAGAGUCCACAUUCACAGACCAUCCUGUGUUGCCCAAGAAAUUCAGAGACUCAAUGCACUAGAACUUGAAAAGAAAAUUGGGAAGUCAGUCCUUGGAAAGGUUCACCUGGCCAUGGUUCGCUAUCAUGAAGCCGGGCGCUUCUGUGAGAAGGACGAGGAAUGGGAUCAGGAGUCGGCCCUGUUCCACCUGGAGCAGGCUGCAGACUGCGGCGAGCUGGAAGCCAUCGUUGGGUUAGGCCUCAUGUGCUCUCAGCUGCCACAUCACAUUCUUUCUGAGGUCACUCUCGAGGAUACAAAGGAGAACAGAAAUAAAGGAUUUAAUUACUUGCUGAGAGCAGCAGAAGCUGGAGACCGGCCUUCCAUGAUUCUGGUAGCAAGAGCAUAUGAUACAGGUGUAAAUCUUGGUGCAGACAGAGCCCAGGAUUGGAAGGAGGCACUGCACUGGUACAAUGCUGCACUGAACAUGACUGACUAUGAUGAGGGAGGUGAAUAUGAUGGCACUCACGAUGAGCCCCGGUAUUUGCUCCUGGCCAGGGAAGCAGAGAUGUUAAUGAUGGGAGGGUUCAACCUGGAGAAGGAUCCACAAAGAUCAGGUGAGCUUUACACAGAAGCAGCCGAAGCAGCCAUGGAGGCCAUGAAGGGCAGACUGGCAAAUCAGUACUACCAAAAAGCAGAAGAGGCUUGGGCAAUGAUGGAAGAAUGA
Molecule: messenger RNA, 2160 nt
Organism: Cinclus cinclus
Lineage: Eukaryota; Metazoa; Chordata; Aves; Passeriformes; Cinclidae
Gene: EEF2K
Product: eukaryotic elongation factor 2 kinase
Exons: 17
Coding region: 1-2160 (719 amino acids)
Biological process (GO): protein phosphorylation
Molecular function (GO): elongation factor-2 kinase activity; ATP binding; calcium ion binding
Source: RefSeq, a predicted model, not a curated record